CAGGCGGUCUGCGCUGGGCUGGCAGGGCGUUAUAGGCCAGCAUCGCGGCAGAGGCUGGGAUCGACGUAGUGAGGCAGCCGAGCGAGCGACGGCACAACCAAAUCCUCCUGAUGGGCAACCGACGAUCCCAAAGCCUCCACAGAACAGCACAGAACCUGUCCCGGCGAAUUUUGCGAUGACGGGCGGCGGUCAAUUGGCGCAGCGACACCCAGACUAGCCGCCGGAGCAGACCGCCUUCGGACCGCCUUCGCCUCCCCCAACAACGCCGACAUGGAGUUUCCGCCCCCGCCUACGUCAGCCUCGAGCGCCGCCUCGGCCUCGACCCUCUGGAGCGGCCAGGCGCCCUCGUCGGACAAGUCCAGCCAGCUGCUGAUCCGCGAGUACCCCAACCGCUCCAUCGCCAUCGUCUCGCAGUCCCACGCCCUCAUCUUCCGGCACAGCCACGGCCACGACGCCUUCGCAAACGGUUCCUUCGCCCCGGCGCGGCCGCGUCCAGGCGAGUCCGCCGCCGCAAAGUGCAUAGUCGAGUUCUCUCCCAACAAUAGGAAGCUGCUGAGCGAGUACCGGCCCCUGACCCCGCGCCCCAUCUACGGCACCCUCGGGCUGCUCUCCAUCGGCCGCGAUGUCUUCAUCUGCGUCAUCACCCAGGCCACGCGCGUCGCCACUCUCCGGCCCGGCGAGACCAUCGAGCGCAUCGCCAUGGUCGAGUUCUUCUGUCUGACCACCAACGAAUACGACCAUGUGCUCGCGGCCGACCCAAGCGACCUCGACGAGUACGCCCUGAGCCGCAGGGACCCCGGCACCGUCGAGCACCCGUGCCAGGAGGUCCAGAAGCUGCUGAGCAAUGGGAGCUUCUACUACAGCACCGACUUCGACCUCACCAACCGGUUGCAGGAUAGGUCCGUGGACGCGUGCACGUUUGACAUGGACAACUUUGACGAAUCCUUCCUCUGGAACUCGUACAUGAUCGAUCCUCUGGUCCAGUUCCGCUCGCGUCUCAUGCCGCGGGACAGGGAGGCUCUCGACGCCGCUCGCUUUCUCACCUCGGCCAUCCGCGGUUUCUGCUUGACCAUGACGAUCCCGCAGUCGUCGGCCCCGCUGCGAGAGUCCAGGGCGGGGAUGCCGUCGUACCUGACCGUCAUCUCUCGCCUUUCUUGCCGCAGGGCCGGCACUCGCUUCAACUCUCGGGGAAUCGACGACGACGGCAAUGUGGCCAACUUCGUCGAGACUGAGACCAUCUACUGGAGCCCCUCUGGCGUCGUGUUUUCAUAUGCCCAGGUGCGUGGGUCUGUCCCCAUCUUCUGGGAGCAGGCCGCUGGGCUCCUGCCCGGUCACCAGAAGAUCACCGUCACCAGAUCGCCCGACGGCGCGCAGCCGGCGUUCAAUAAGCACUUUGAGGAGCUGGAGCAGACGUAUGGUGCCGUGCAUGUCAUCAACCUCCUCAGUGAAUCCAAGCCGGGCGAAGUCGAGCUCAGCCAGCUGUUCCGUUACGGCAUCCAGCACUGCCCCCUGAACCGUCGUGGUGAGAAGCAGCAAGACCACGCGCUUCUUAGAGCCACUGAGUACGAUUUUCACGCCGAGACCAAGGGUCCUCAGGGAUACGAAGCCGCCCAGCAGAUUCGCGGCUACAUCGAGAGCUCGGCUGACGGGUUUGCCUACUAUCUCGCCGAGGCCAUAAUGGACGGUGACGACGGGAACAGGCAGCAGCCUUCCACCCCCGGGCGUUAUGUGGUGGUCCUUCAGCAGGAGGGCGUCUUCAGGACGAACUGCCUCGACUGCCUCGACCGGACUAACCUGAUCCAGACCAACAUAUCCAAAAUGGCAGUCGAGACGUUUUUGGACCACAGGGGUAACAGCGCGCCGUCAGAUUUCUGGAUGAGGCACUCCAGCCUGUGGGCCGACAACGGCGACUCGUUGUCCCGGAUAUACGCCGGCACCGGCGCUCUCAAGUCGUCGUUUACCCGUCACGGCAAGAUGUCACUGGCAGGGGCUAUCGCCGAUGCGCGCAAGUCGGCAACAAGGCUCUACAUCAACAACUUUGCCGACAAGGCGCGGCAGAACACCAUCGAUGUCCUCCUUGGCCGCAUAUACGGGCAAACGCCUGUCGUUUUGUAUGAUCCCAUCAGUGACUACGUCGCUGCGGAGCUCAGCAAACGCAAUGCCCAGUUCUCGACCUCCAAGACCAUCAAAAUCUUGGUCGGGACCUUCAACCUCAACGGCCGUACCGAAGGAAUCCAGGACGACCUGUCGGCAUGGCUCCGCCCGCCGGAGCUCGGGUCGGAUCAGCCAGACAUUGUAGCAGUCGGAUUCCAAGAGAUUGUUGAGCUGAGCCCCCAGCAAAUAAUGAACAGCGACCCUCGGGUGAAGCAGCUGUGGGAGAAUGCCGUCAAGAACACCCUCAACCUGAAUGCCGCCAAAGAAGGCAGAGAGAAGUAUCUGCUUCUCCGGAGCGGGCAACUUGUCGGCGCGGCCCUGUGCAUCUUUGUCAAAGCGUCUGCGCUGAAAAGCAUCAAGAACGUCGAGGGAAGUGUGAAGAAGACGGGCAUGUCGGGCAUGGCUGGAAACAAGGGCGCGGUGGCCAUCAGGCUGGACUAUGCCAACACGCAGAUCUGCUUUGUCACGGCCCAUCUUGCUGCCGGCUUUGGCAACUACGACGAGAGGAACAAAGACUAUGCCACCAUCCAUCAUGGCUUGAGAUUCCAGAGAAACAGGGGCAUCGACGACCAUGAUACUGUUAUAUGGCUUGGCGACUUCAACUACAGAAUUGGGCUGAGCAGGGAGAACGCCCUCGAGCUAAUCAGGCGACGAGACCUCCCGCACCUGUAUGAGAAUGACCAGCUUAACCUUCAGAUGGUUGCUGGCCUCGCGUUCCAGUACUACUCUGAGGCGCGCAUCAACUUCCUGCCAACAUACAAGUUCGAUCUUGGACGUGACGAAUACGACUCUUCUGAAAAGGCCCGAAUUCCUGCAUGGACAGACCGGAUUCUGCGGAAGGGGAGCAACAUCCGCCAGCUCUCGUACAACUCGGCCCCCUUGCGCUUCUCGGACCACCGGCCAGUCUACGCCACGUUUGAGUGCACAGUCAACAUUGUUGACGAGGCCCUGCGCGAGAAGUUUAGCCGGGAGAUCUACGAUGGCCGAAGAGCCGAUGUUGGUGAUGUCGGCAGCGUCGUGACAGCCGAUGACACGGAUGACGAGGACCUCCUGGGCUACGACUCGAUAGAGCCUGGCCUACCGCCGGCGAGCUCGGAUCGGCAGAAGUGGUGGCUAGACAAUGGCAGGCCGGCCCGCUCGGCCAUUGUCCCGCCCAAGCCGCCGGCCAACCACACCACGGUUCUCAACCCGAACCGGCCAGCCAAUCCGUUUGCCUCGACGGAGGAACCUGACUGGGUCACAGUGCCCAGGGCCGAAUCAAGGCUCUCGUCCUUCUCGAGCAUAUCCACGUCACCUUAUGAGCAUGUCAACCACUCGGUCAUGCUCUCUUCGUCCGCUUCGAGCCAGCCUCAUAGAAAGCUUCUGCCGCCGCCUUUUGACCCCUCCUCCUUACCGGGAAGAGCUGCACCCGGCGUCAUCCGAGCCAACACGUCGACAGCAUCCGAACAUGAAUCGGUCUCACAGCAGAGGAAUGAAACCCCGCCACCACCCCCGCCAAGGCGUCAGACCAGCUCCGCAUCCGCGGCGGCGGCUAUAUCGACAAUCCCUCUUCGAGCCUCGACCCUGCCAGCGGCGGCCAGGGCGCAGACCAAGAUUCUCCCGCUUCCGGACAUGGCUGUGUCGAGAAAAGCGGUUCCCACGCCGCCUCCGCCCCGACCUGCUUCGGCCGCAUCCAGUAGCUCUCUUGCUACUCAAAAGUCAAAAGCACCGCCCCCUGUGGCCAAGAAGCCGGCGCACCUCGCAACCAUCUCCCCUGCGGGCAGCCCAACAAUCCACCAGAGCAGCGAGAUGGCAGUGGCGCAGCGGUCGAGAUCGCCAGCACAGGCGUCGACAAGCAUGCGGGAGUCAGCGGCGCGGCUGGAUGGCAGCACCUCGAGAAACCAGCAGCAGCAGCACCUUGACGAGGCUCCCGCCGACUAUAGACGGCCAUUCACGGCCACAUCAAAACCCGUUCCCGUGCCUCCUAGGAAGAGCGUCCCAGAGGCGAUGCCCAUCCGCAGAGCGCCGGUCGGGGUGGUGGGAGCGGGGGUCGGGUCGGCUACAGGGCAAGGACAGCUACCGCCAGUGCUCCCGGCUAGGAAGCCGACGGUACCACUGCAGAAACCGAAACCAGAGUACGCGGCGGCACGACACGGUGCACUCCCAGCAAGCGAGACGGAUCUUCUUGGCGAUAGUGGCAAUGUGUUGACUGGAUGGAAAACACUCAAGCCCACAUGAUUUGAUUGCUGGGCAGGCGUCGGCCGUGGGUUUAGAUUUAAAUGUUGGGUAGCCGGAGUUUGGGGCUCACAUCCGGGUCGGUGGUGAGGCUUUGGUUACUAGAAUAGAAGGUGGCAUGGAAAGAAAGGUGACCUGAAAAUGAAGCUAGGGACAUGGACGCGGGGAUAAAGUGAUGGAGGUCUUGGUGAGUGUGGGGUAGUCACAGACGACGGAUAGACAGACAGGGACAAAUCAAAUACUCAAAGCAGCCGCUGGCUGGCAGUUUAUAGGCAGAAACUUGCGUUCCCGU
Gaeumannomyces tritici R3-111a-1 is the source of this 4660-nucleotide messenger RNA. Its product is annotated as synaptojanin 2. NCBI's taxonomy places the organism in Eukaryota, Fungi, Ascomycota, Sordariomycetes, Magnaporthales, Magnaporthaceae. The coding region runs from base 271 to 4371 and encodes 1366 amino acids. Gene Ontology annotation, molecular function: phosphatidylinositol-3,5-bisphosphate 5-phosphatase activity; phosphatidylinositol-4,5-bisphosphate 5-phosphatase activity. The transcript has 3 exons. Gene Ontology annotation, cellular component: membrane; cytoplasm. The record is from RefSeq and is a predicted model, not a curated record. Gene Ontology annotation, biological process: phosphatidylinositol dephosphorylation.